CAUGGCACGAGUUUGACACCCCUGGCAUAGAGAUAAUAACCUACAAUUCUUGAAGGACUUUGGGAAAUGUGCUAUAAAUCUAAAUUUAUUGUAAAUAUUAUGGUUAUUAUACGCAAACCUCCCUCACCCAUUCUCAAUGAAGGCAUAUCUGGGGCUGGAGUUAAUUUCGGGUGUCAGCGUAGCCACACAGUUGUCCACAUAAACACGGAGGGGCACGUGAUAGUACUGCUUGACUGUGGCCUCGACAAAAAUCAUGUCCCCUAGAUAGUACUCGUAGCGGGGCCUCUCAUUCAUCCAGUCGCCUGUGCGGCAAAUUGGGAUUGGAGAGAGAUUAGAAUACAUUUACAAAUAUGCACAAGGAAUUAUGGACAGAGAAACUUACUGGUCAUGAGGGUCAGACUGAAGUACAAGAACUCCUCUGCAACCUUGACGGAAGAGAACGGGACCCAGUGUGGGUCGAGAGGUAGGCUGCUCACGUUGUGAUGCCUAUAUGUUUGAUAAUUAGGACACAAAGAAAAGCCGGCAAGUCAAAUGCUGCAACUUGAGCAUGGUCCAAAUAAAAGCCCAUUACAUUUUGGUGCGGGUCCGGACAGCGGUAGGGUUUCCUUUUGCAAAUUCAGAAAAAAUGCAUGCAUUUGAAUGAAAUGAGGGCAGGAAGGGGUACAACUCUAGUUUUGCGUGUGGGGGCGCACACCUUGGGUAGUGGCAUUCCACAAUCACGGCAGCAUUUGUAGUCCUCACAACAGGGGAGUCGCCCAAUGGUUUGGGGUUGUACUGGAGACUGAAGGUGUAGAUGAGAGAGUCGUCCGUCAUCUAGUGAACAGAUGAAAGUAAGUCAAAAAAGAAGUAUGAUUACGCUCACAGUGACGUGUUCAAUAUCGUCCCACGAUGGACUGAAAGUUUGGCACUGGGCUUACCUGUAACCUGCUGUUGCAAUCAUGCAGUUCAGACUCAUAAAUCAGCACCUGAGCGACUGAGUCUUCCCCCACAUGGCCGCAGUUUCCCAGAGUAAGGUCAUCAGGAUUGAUGAACUGGCCUAUUCCAAAUAAGUCCUUCUUGACCUCCACGUGUGUGUUCUUCUCGCGGCAGUCCACAGCAACAGUUGCAGCAGGGACAGGGUGCCGGAGCUCAAAGGGAACGUCAGGCUUAGGCUCAGCCUGGGGCUCUUCGGGGUACAUCCAGGUGAGCGGCUUUUCAAAUGGGGUCCUUGUCUGCUGGGUAUCUUGGUUCCCCUGUUUGGUGUCCUGUCUCUGACUUGGGUAGCGCUGAGCAUUGCACACGCUGCCGAGCAAGGCCAGUGCCACCAGGCACACAGCGGUGCACUUGAUCACCAUGGCUUCACAACAACGAGUGAUCCUCACAAGGUGUUGUAAGGAUGGAGAAAGGGUUCACCUACUUUUAUAAGCCGGGCAGCCUGUCUGCUUCUGCUUCAGUUUGUGUCCCACCCCUUUUGUUGGACAUCUCCUGUGUGAGCUGAUAAGUGUCAGCCAUCAUCUCUGCUGGGGUUUGUAUUAAAAUUUUGUAUUAAAAUGGUGCCAAGAGUCCAUGCAGUUCUGUAACACAACAUCACAAUGUGGAUAAAUGGAAAGCCAAAUAGGGAAAAUAAAGGUGAAAAAAUACAAAAUAUAACAUUUACAUUAUAAAAUGUUAAAAAAAAAACAGGUGUAAUAACGAUUUUAAAAAACUAAAUGUGUUUUCUCCCCAGGAAAUCAACAAAAAAAGGUAUUGAUAAUGAUGAAAUAAUUUAUCAUUACAAAUAAAGAAAGAGCGGACUGACUAUCAUUAAGAAUAAUGAUUCAUCAUUUGAAAAAAAAAAUGCUAAAGUAAAAAAAAAAUAAAUCAGUACAAUGUACUGCCAAUGAUCAAUUCAUAUACAGUUUCCUCUAUUAUUUAAAAAAAAAAAAAGUAUACCGAGAAGACAGUGGUCACCAAAAGGUUAUGUUGACAGUAGGUUAGGGUCACCUGCCCUCAACAGGACAUGUCACACUCCUGCCUUUUGCCAAAGUAAAUUUAUAUAAAAAUCAAUUGUGGACCCAGCCACUACUGACUGGUGGAAGUUUCAAAACAGAAAAAUCAGGCCAGACUCAAAAUCACUGAGUGUAUAAGCCAUACUAAAAAAACAACAGCUAUUUGUGCAAGUGUAUGUAAGCAUACAGUAAGUAUAAAUUGACUGAUGCACUUGGUGCACAGUGUGCCGGCAACUGUAUGUGUAUAUCAGUGUGUGUAUAUAUUAUGUAUAUACAGUAUUGUAUAUGUUAGGACAAACUUGAUGACUGGCGCAUGCUCAGAAACCAUGAGCUGAGUACUGUGCUUUCAUUCACUAGCGUAUUACUAGAAUUAGGGAUGGGCAUUUGAUGAAAUCCGCUUGAUUGAAGAAAUUUAACAACCAAUUAAUCAAAAAUGUAUUCAUUUAAAUAUUAUUUGCAAUGGGAUGGGGAAAAUGUUCUGAACUCCUGAUUCCAUGCCAGUGUUGUAUAGAGCAGCAAUGAUGCCUGGAGAGGUUGGGCCACAGCAUGGAUAUACAGUAGCUUAAAUUUGAAUCACCAUGGAAUCUUGCAAAUAUACAGAUUGGUUAAUCCAUGGUUUAUGGUGUUCCAUGUUGCGAGAUUUUGUAGUUACAAACUGCCUCCCAUAAAUUAAUUAAAAACAUAAUUUUGGUCCGUAAACACGAGACUCACUCGAAAACUAGUUACACCAUGUGUUGUCAGAAGAAUAUGAGCAGCGUGCAGCACACCACCCCGAGGAAGAAUAACAUUGCUUAUUAGUUAACUUUUUACACUUCGUAUGACAUCUCCCAAGCAGCAGUGCGUCAAAGAAAAGGAAAGCCAUCAUUAUGGAAGUGAAAAUGAGCAUUAUAAAAAGCUCAGGAGAAGUGACACGCUCACCAAUAUUGGCUUCUCAUUUGGUCCCGACUGCUGGACUGCCGCGAUCGUCAUUAAGGAUUAAGAUUACUGAAGGCUAAUGAAUGCUAGAGGGGUCAUGGAUUCCGUGCGCUGUUACAUGGAGAUCUGUGAGCAGAAAGAUUAGCCUGGGUCAAGUUAAAAAGGCCUGCAAGACAACCACAGUUAUAAAAAUAAGGAGUUGUUCUCUUUAUUACAGUGCCAUUUAAUUCUUACAUUGAAUCUUUUUAUUACUGUAUAUAUUUUUAAAAUUUAGAUAUAUUUUAGGCCCAACUCAAAACUCAACUUACACCACAGUUUAGGAACAAAACUCGUUUUAAACCAGAGGACAAACUAUAUUUUUCAUAUUGACUAUCAAUUUAGAGUGAUACAUACGACGAUGAACCGCAAAGUUGAAGAUGCGUUCUUUGGCUGCUUACCGACAAACUUAUUUGUUCCAGCAAUACCUACAAAAGGCCACGAGGUGACAGUAUAACUCCCCAAACCUUGUUCCCUCCCCACUAUAUGUCCAUCGGUUGUCUUCAUUUUGUUUUUUUUUUAGUUUUAUUAUACAUUGGUUUAUCUUCUCGUUUUGUAAGAAUGUUAAUAUUGAUUUAAACCAUUGCCUGCACAGUUAAUAAAGGUUUUGUUGAUAGUAACAGUUUGAGCCCGGAACAGAUACAUUAUUUCCUAUGGGAGAUUUAAAAAUUCCAACAACACAUAAAUCACAGAACAGAUUGUCUUUUGAAGCGCCACCGUUAAAGAGAUUUCAUUCAAAGUCGAUCACUGUGUUUGUUUCUGAAUUAGACUUUCAACACGCCCCCUAAUUUCAGGCAAUUGAAACUGAUCGUAGUGCACUAGUUGUAUUAUUCCAUUUAAUGUCUGGCAGAAGGUAGCCAAUCAGGCUUCAUUGUGCUCUUCAUUACAUCAAUGGCACAAUGCGCUCAGUGAAGAUAAGACUAUGUUUAUUUUGUCAGGAUCUGCUGAACACAAGAUAGCGUGACCGCGGCAGCAGUGUAGGUCAUCCAGACCCUGUGAAGGUUUUUAUCGUUUACCAUUUUUAUGUCACCAACAAGGCCGUGAUUUUUCAAGCAGGAUUUUAGUGUUGUUUGGAUAAUUGCUUUGCCACUUUCCAGUCAUUUCCUGCAUCAUUUCACUUACACUUGGCGGCAGAGUGUUCACUGUGAACUGCUGGCAAUGAAGUUGAUCUGUCUCCUCACUCUCGCCCUGCUCAUGGGCUUUCUGGCCGGGGCUCAAAAGUUCACCAACCAACAGCCUGACAACCCCACCAAGUCCAAAGCCCCGACAGGCACACACCAACUCUCUUGUGAGGUGGAGGCACGUCACAAGAUACAGUGCGGCUCUGCAAGCAUCUCCUCUUCUGAUUGUCGUGACAUUAACUGCUGCCAUGAUGGCCACAUGUGCUAUUAUGGCAAAUGUGUCACUCUCCAGUGCACCAAGGAUGGCCAGAUGAUAGUGGUGGUCGCCAGAGAAUCCACCCAGCCCAACAUUGACUUCGAGUCCAUAUCAUUCCAUGCAAAUGAGCCAAGGUGCCGCCCAGUUGACGCCACUUCAGCUUUUGCGAUCUACCAGUUCCCCAUCACAGCCUGCGGCACUGUGAUUAUGGAAGAGGAUGGUGUUGUAAUCUAUGAGAACAGGAUGUCGUCCACCUAUGAAGUCACUACUGGACUGUAUGGAGCAAUUACCAGGGACAGCCAAUAUCAGGUGCUUCUGCAGUGUAAAUAUGCAGGCUUCUCCACUGAAGCGCAGGUCAUUGAGGUGGGCCAGGUUCCUCAACCGAAUCCAGCUGCAGCUCCUGGGCCCUUAAAUGUGGAGCUCCGGCUGGGCAGUGGAGUGUGCACAACCAAGGGUUGUGUUGAAGAGGAUUUGGCCUUCCGCUCCUUCUACGAGGAUAGUGACUACCCGCUUUUAAAGGUGCUCAGAGAUCCCGUGUAUGUUGAGGUCAGAAUGCCGGCUAGGACUGACCCCAACCUGGUCUUGACUCUUGGGCGAUGCUGGGCCACUGCUAACCCCAGCCCUCACAGCGUGCCUCAGUGGGACUUGCUGGUUGAUGGCUGCCCGUGGGUGGAUGACAGUUACCAGACCACCCUGGUUCCAGUCGGCCCCUCUUCAGGCCUCCUGUAUCCCACCCACCACAGGAGGUUUAUCUUCAAGAUGUUCACUUUUCUGUCCACUGUGGUGAACAAUUCAGGCAAGGGAGGGGCCACAGAUCCAGAGGUUAGGAGUCCUCUCACACGAAAGGUGUACAUCCACUGUGACACAAGUAUGUGUCAGCGCUUGUUUGAAAACAACUGUGAACCUACGUGCUUCAGGAAGAGGAGGGACCUUGUCAGAGACACUUUCCAAAACACCUACAAGUAUGACAGCACUGUGGUUAGCAGUUUGGAGAUUCAGUAUAAGGAGUUGAACUGAAGUGUGGCGUGGCAUAACAACUUAUAAAUAUCUGCUUCUUGAUAGAAGUUUGAAAUAAACACUGAAGUCGCUGAG
Dunckerocampus dactyliophorus (ringed pipefish) is the source of this 5387-nucleotide messenger RNA. RefSeq names its product zona pellucida sperm-binding protein 4-like. The transcript is spliced from 9 exons. Gene Ontology annotation, molecular function: structural constituent of egg coat; acrosin binding. The record is from RefSeq and is a predicted model, not a curated record. The coding region runs from base 4077 to 5312 and encodes 411 amino acids. Lineage: Eukaryota; Metazoa; Chordata; Actinopteri; Syngnathiformes; Syngnathidae. Gene Ontology annotation, cellular component: egg coat. Gene Ontology annotation, biological process: prevention of polyspermy; binding of sperm to zona pellucida.